CGGGAAGGUGGCCUGGGAGGCCUAUGUUGCCCAGUUUGAGAUGCUAGCUGCUGCCCAGGGCUGGGACGAAGCUGAGAAGGCGCUGCAGUUGGCAACAGCGCUUCGGGGCCCAGCUGUGGAAGUGUUGGGGCACCUGCCGCCGGCCCAACGUGCCUCUUACGGGAGCAUGGCGGAGGCCCUGCGGCGUCGUUUCGGGCACCACCUUCAGGCCGAGGUGUACCGAGCUCGCCUGAAGAAGCGGACUCGGGAGCGCGGCGAGACACUGUCGCAGCUGGCGCAGGACGUGGAAGCGCUGGUCAGAAGGUCGUAUCCUGUUGCCCCGGAAGAGAUGAUCGUGGUGCUGGCCCGCGAUUUCUUUGUUGACGCUCUGCACGACCAGCAGCUGCAGAUUUACGUUAAGCAGGCACACCCUGGGGACCUGCAGGUGGCGCUGGCGAGGGCCUUGGAAUUCGAGGCCUUCCUGAAGACGACCAGCGGCCUAGGGGCGGCCGCCCAGCCCCGCCGUGACCUCCGGGGCCGGAAGGCGAAGGUGGAGAAGAAGGCGGCGUCGAGGAAGGCGAGCGGACGGUUUCUCGGCUCGUGUUGGGGCUGUGGCAAGAAGGGGCACAUGCGCAGUCGUUGUCCGAGGGAGCGAAGGACGCGUUCCCUUGACCGACUGAGUUCUGACGCCUUUCAGCCUUGCUGCAAGGACUGUGGCAAGUCUGGCCACCGUUCGGGCGCCUGCCCCAAGCCAAAGGAGGUAGUGCAGGCGGGAAACCCGGACAGGCUGGAGAAGGGGGCCGAAUCCCAGCCGUCAGUCCCCGGGCCCCGACUUGCGUAAGCU
This is a messenger RNA of Eriocheir sinensis (Chinese mitten crab), 823 nucleotides long. RefSeq lists its product as uncharacterized. Bases 41 to 820 code for a protein of 259 amino acids. Gene Ontology annotation, molecular function: nucleic acid binding; zinc ion binding. The transcript has a single exon. The record is from RefSeq and is a predicted model, not a curated record. Lineage: Eukaryota; Metazoa; Arthropoda; Malacostraca; Decapoda; Varunidae.